Diuraphis noxia (Russian wheat aphid) is the source of this 1820-nucleotide messenger RNA. RefSeq names its product glucosidase 2 subunit beta-like. Lineage: Eukaryota; Metazoa; Arthropoda; Insecta; Hemiptera; Aphididae. Gene Ontology annotation, cellular component: glucosidase II complex. The record is from RefSeq and is a predicted model, not a curated record. Gene Ontology annotation, molecular function: protein binding; calcium ion binding. Gene Ontology annotation, biological process: N-glycan processing.
GCCAGUUGCCACAGAAUAAACUACUGCUAUCAUCAAAAGAUAUGUUUAUCAAUGAAUCUGAGAUAUAAUCUUAGAAUGAAAUCAAUAAAUCAUAGUAAAAUGGAAUUUUAUUAUUUAGACGUUCUUAAAAUAAUUAAUCUUCUACUUCAUUCAAUAGUUUUAACGAAAUGCUCUGUUGAGAACUUUGAAAUUAUUAGAGGCAUCCCAAUAGGAAAUGCUAAACUAUAUCCCCAUGGCAAGGACUUCUCUUGUUUGGAUGGCACUUUAACUAUUCCUUAUUCAUAUAUUAAUGAUGAUUAUUGUGAUUGCAUUGAUGCAAGCGACGAGCCAGGUACCUCAGCAUGUCCAAAUGGCACAUUUUACUGUACAAAUAAAGGACAUUUUCCUCUUGUUGUGCCGUCAUCACGUGUAAAUGAUGGAAUUUGUGAUUGUUGUGAUGGGUCUGAUGAAUGGGCUAAUAAUGUUCAAAAAAAUGCUUGUCAGAACACAUGUGAAAGUCAUAGCUACGAAGCUAGAAUUGAAGCGAAUAGAGUAGAUAAUUUAUAUGCUCAAGGAUUUAAAAUAAGAGCACAACUCAUUACUAAAGGCAAAUAUCUUUUAUCACAGAAACAGAAUAAGAUUCUCCACCUCUUGACCAAAAUAAAACAAGCUCAGUUAAAUAGAAGCAGUAUGUUUAGUAAAAAAGAAAUGGCUAAAAACAAAGAAGAAAAAGCAAUAGAGGAGGAAAAAUCAAACCAACAAAAUAAAGCAAUUAAAAUAUUUAAUGAAAUUGAUACUAAUAAAAAUAACAAAAUUGAAGUGAAAGAAGUAAUUCCUUACAGUACUUUUGAUCAAAACCAAGAUGGCUUGGUUUCACAAGAUGAAAUUUAUUACUUGAUGGAAAACAAAAAGGAACUUGAUCUAAAAGAUUUUGUGUCAAAUGGCUGGAAUCGUGUAAACCUGUUAACUUUUACAAAAUCUUUUGACAAAAACCAACAUCUAACUAAAAAAAAUGUUGAAAAAGAAAUCCUAAAUCAAGAUUUUAAUCGUAAUUUCAAGAAUGAAACUGAAAAAUAUAAUAUCGAAGAUAUCGAAGCUGUAAAAAUUAAUGAACUAUUAUACACUGAAAAAACCAAAAUCAUAAUUGAUGAAUCAAAAAAGGCUCAAAAACAAUUUGAAGAAUCUGACAGAAUAGUUAAAAAUCUUCAGAAACAAUUAUAUGAAUUACAAAAAUCAAUUAGUAAAAAUUUUGGUCCUGAUGACGAAUUUGCUGCUUUAGAUGGACAAUGCUAUGAGCUAACUAAUGAUGAAUACAUUUAUAAAUUAUGUCUAUUUGAAAAGAUAACUCAAAGGCCAAUAAAGGGAGGACCUGAAAUAAACUUGGGUAUCUGGAAAGAUUGGACAAACUUUAUCAAUAACAAACCUCAAUAUCAUACUAUGCUUUAUGAUAGAGGAAAAUACUGUUUGAAUCAUUACCAAAGAUUUGCUUAUGUUCACUUAAAUUGUGGCUUAAAACCUAAACUUAUAUCGGUGUCAGAGCUUAACCGAUGUGAAUACUUAAUUGAAUUUGAAUUGCCCUCAGUAUGUGUUAUACAAGACACUAAAUAUUUGAAAGAACUUGAACGAGAAGAAUUAUAACCAUCAAUAUAUAUACUUAAACCAUUAUUGUGCUAAAGUAAUUUUUAUUCCUCAUCAAUUAAAAAUUUUCAAACAUAUUUAUAAAAUGAUUUGCAUGAUAUAUGUAUAUUAUAUAGGUGUUAUUUUUUUUUAUAGUGAUAGUACUAGAUACUAAGAUGCUAUUGCAUAAAUUAAUGCCAUAAUAUAAAAUAUACUAUACUAUG